CCCACCCUACCGCACCCCCCCGGCGCGGCCCAGGAGCGCGGCGGCGGCUUGGCGGGCGAUGAGGAAGGAGCCCGGGGACUGCUGAGCGGGCCGAGGCCCGGCGGGGCUCCCGGCGACCCCCGGCGUCGCUGCCAGCCGGGCCCGCGGGGCAGGGGCGGGAAGGGCCCGGACCCUCCACCGGCCGCUGAGGUCAGAUGUUUCCAUCGGUUGUGAAGAAGAAGAGUGGAGUCGGGACCUGCUAAGUGCUGAUCUGCUUGUGCUCCGGACCAUGGACUCAUUGAGGGUGUCCCAGGUGUGAAAAUGUCCAGCAGUAAUCGGGAGUUAGUGAUUGACUUUGUUUCCUACAAGCUCUCACAGAAGGGAUACAGCUGGAGUCAGCUGGAGGAGGAGGAUGAGAACAGGACUGACUUUGCAGCAGAGGAGGCCGAGAUGGACGGCGUCCUCAACGGGAGCCCCUCCUGGCACCCGCCUGCCAGCCACGUAGUGAACGGAGCCGCCAUGCACCGGAACAGCCUCGAAGUCCAUGAAAUCGUUCAAACAGCUGAUGUGAGGCAGGCGUUGAGAGAGGCAGGGGAUGAGUUUGAGUUGAGGUACCGGCGGGCUUUCAGCGACCUCACUUCCCAGCUCCACAUCACCCCUGGCACGGCGUAUCAGAGCUUUGAGCAGGUAGUGAAUGAACUCUUCCGCGAUGGAGUGAACUGGGGUCGCAUCGUGGCUUUCUUCUCCUUCGGAGGAGCCUUGUGUGUGGAGAGCGUUGACAAGGAGAUGCGGGUAUUGGUGGGACGCGUUGUAUCUUGGAUGACCACGUACUUGACCGACCACCUAGAUCCCUGGAUCCAGGAGAAUGGCGGAUGGGGGUUCACAAAAUCCAGAUUGUGCUGCAGAGUAACCUGCGAUGGCCAGGACGCGGGAGUGCUUGUCUUGCUGGGAUGCGGCAGUGGGGAGAGGAAGGAGCGGUUUGUGGACCUCUACGGGAACGAUGCUGCUGCCGAGGUGAGGAAGGGCCAGGAGACCUUCAACAAAUGGCUCCUGACCGGGGCGACGGUGGCAGGAGUGCUUCUGCUGGGAUCCCUGCUGAGCCGCAAGUGACCCGCCGCCGAAUCCCCCCGUCGCCAGGACGGCUGCGCCUUCACCGCCACAUCCACUACACUCCGCUCCCGAGCACCAUCACCGGCGCGGGGGGGGCAGCCCCUCUGCCUCCCGGGCGAGCGCCCCGUUCCACGGAGCUUUCUCCCUCGUGCCGCCAGCUCCUUUUAUUGUAGCCCGUCUUAUUUUCCGUUCCGUUGUGUUUUAAAGGCGCUGAGACCAAUGCAGCACUUCAGCCAACAGCUCCCAGCGCUGGGGAGAUCCAGGCAGCCGGGGGGAGUACCGGCUAGAAGGUGUCCCAGCCCUGCAGGGUCCUCUAGAUCACUUUGAAGAGAAUAAACAGACUUAUUUUUGCAUGUGUGAGUGCGUGCGUGUGUGUAGAUGUGUCACUAAUAUAAGGUUCCCCAGCCAGAGCAAGGGUCGAGGCUCCGUACCCCCAUCUCCAUCAUGCUCAGGCCCCAGGAAGAGGUAGGCUGCCAAACGGGAUGGAGCUUCCCUGCAGCAUCCCUAUGCCAUCCCCGCUUCGUCUGGGAAGAGCUCAUCCCUGCAGGGGUCGGGGGGAGCCGGGAGGAAGAGGCAGAGGCCGGCGGUGACGAGCUCUGCCCUCAUGUCAGUCCCUGAGCCCCUUUCUCCCUGGACAGCAGCUGCUGGGAGCUGAGGCCGGUCUCAGGUGAGGAUGGUGCGUCAGGCCCAGGGCUGUGCCUGCUUUGAAGGGUUCCUCCUCCUCUUCCUCCUCCUCCCUCCGAAUGUAGAUUGCUGUGGGGCAGUGUGCAUCCCUCCCCACACCUGCUCCUCCGGGCUGGCAAAGGAGGAAGGCAGGCGAGGGGGGAGAGCGCUUUCCCCGGCCCCUACCCUGGAACAAGGGGCUCUGCAGAGAGCUGGGGCUGCAGUGUCCAGCAAGUGCAGGAAUACAGAGCCGGGGGGGUGGAAGGGGUGUCGGGGUGUGGGUGCGAUGCUCCUGCCCUUCAUGGGGGUGGCAGCAGGGGAAGGCAGAGCCCUGGGAGCAAUCCCACCGCAGCCGAUCCAUGGGGCCAGUGGGGGAGCGAGCGCAGGGGAGCUGGGAGCGAGGGCUGGCACCAGCUGAGACCUGUCCCCGCCGCCGGGAAGCUUCUUUGGGGACAGUGGGAGCUGCUGGCUUCUCCUGUGCUGUCCUGGUUGCUGCCAGUCCCCGUAGCGCAGGCAGAUCCCUGUCCCCAUGGCGUGGCUGUGAUGGGUGCAUGCAGUGGCAGAGGUGCCUGGCUCCCCCCCCCACCCCUCUUCCCGUGCGGCUCCUGCUGCCGCCAGGGCAGGGAACAUCCCGGGCUUUGAGCUGAAAUUAGCUUCGAAAAUAACCCCUCAUCCUUCGGAGACGACCACCGGCAGACCCAGCUGUCCACGCGGGCUUGUCUGUGUACAUACCGCCCGCGCUCUGCUGUACAUAUCCGAGUAGUUUUUAAUUCAUUUGUGAAUACUCUUAAUGCUAUUUUUGUUAUCUUGUCUGUCCGUAUUUAUGUGUGGGGCCGUGCUCCCUGCAAAGGCCAAGGUGGGAUGGAGGCGGGGAGGGGGAAACUGGAGGCUUUGGGGGGGGUCCCACCUGGCCGCCGAGCACGGACUCGCGCUCCCAGUGUAGGAUGUGCUCCCGGCACCCAUGGUGCUGGGAGCGGAUCCUACGCAGGGAGCACGAGGAUUAGCAUUAGCCCAUUGAACGCUUCGGUUUGCAGGUGGAGGUGAUUCCACUAAUAAACUCUUGUCAUUGGA
Harpia harpyja (harpy eagle) is the source of this 2823-nucleotide messenger RNA. RefSeq names its product BCL2 like 1 (gene BCL2L1). Lineage: Eukaryota; Metazoa; Chordata; Aves; Accipitriformes; Accipitridae. The transcript has 4 exons. The coding region runs from base 301 to 1089 and encodes 262 amino acids. Gene Ontology annotation, molecular function: protein homodimerization activity; protein heterodimerization activity. Gene Ontology annotation, biological process: negative regulation of intrinsic apoptotic signaling pathway; intrinsic apoptotic signaling pathway in response to DNA damage; extrinsic apoptotic signaling pathway in absence of ligand. The record is from RefSeq and is a predicted model, not a curated record. Gene Ontology annotation, cellular component: mitochondrial outer membrane.